GGCGCAGCUUCCAGACGGUGGAGCUGGGAGUCCGGACGGGGGUGUCAGGAUACAGAGAGACCAGAUCUGUGCCGAACCAGCGAUGGGCGUCCCCCCCAGGACCCGCGCACAGGCGGCGCAGGACGCGCGCGGCGGCUGAGCCACAAACGUGGGGGGGCUGUUGUGAGCAGAGAUGUGCGUGUGUUGCGCGUCGGGCUCUCCGCUCUCCGGGCCGGGUCGUCGCCCCCCCUCGCGCUUCCCGUCAAGUCAUGUCUGAUCCAGAGCGAUGGGCAAGUUCGACGACAACGAGAGGAUCAUCCUCAACGUGGGGGGCACCAGGCACGAGACGUACAAGAGCACCCUGAAGACCCUGCCGGGCACGCGCCUGGCCCUGCUCGCCUCCGACUCGGACCUGGACUCGGUGCUGGACCAGCUGCAACAAGUCCCGGGCUUCAUCGAGUUCAACGCGCGCACCAACGAGUACUUCUUCGACCGCCACCCGGGCGUGUUCGCGUACGUGCUCAACUACUACCGCACAGGGAAGCUGCACUGCCCCGCGGACGUGUGCGGGCCGCUGUUCGAGGAGGAGCUCUCCUUCUGGGGCAUCGAUGAGACGGACGUGGAGCCGUGCUGCUGGAUGACCUACCGCCAGCACCGCGACGCCGAGGAGGCGCUGGACGUGUUCGAGCUCAACGUGGACACCAACGUGGACGAGGACGACGAGGUGGGGAAGAGGUUCGGCAUUGAGGACGUGGCCGCUGACGGGCACGUGAGCCUGUGGAGGAAGUGGCAGCCGGUCAUCUGGAACCUGUUCGAGGACCCCUACUCGUCCCGAGCGGCGCGGUUUAUUGCCUUUGCAUCCUUGUUCUUCAUCCUGGUCUCCAUUACCACCUUCUGCUUGGAGACCCACGAAGCUUUCAACAAAAUCAUCAACAAGACAGACGUACGGAAUAACACUGGGCAUGACUCAGGACCACAGUAUGAAAUUGAAACGGAUCCUGCACUCACAUAUGUGGAAGGUGUUUGUGUCUUCUGGUUCACAAUUGAAUUCCUUGUGCGUGUGACAUUCUGCCCGGUCAAGUUGGAGUUUGUUAAAAGUCUUCUCAACAUCAUUGACUUUGUGGCCAUUCUGCCUUUCUACUUGGAGGUAGGGCUGAGCGGCCUCUCUUCAAAAGCUGCCAAGGAUGUGUUGGGUUUCCUCAGGGUGGUGCGUUUUGUUCGCAUACUGCGUAUCUUCAAGCUAACACGUCAUUUUGUGGGGCUGAGGGUUCUUGGCCAUACAUUGAGAGCCAGCACCAAUGAAUUUCUGCUGCUCAUCAUUUUCCUGGCAUUGGGAGUGUUAAUUUUUGCCACCAUGAUAUACUACGCUGAAAGAAUUGGUGCUAAGCCGAAUGACCCUACUGCUGCCCUCCACACCAAGUUUAAGAAUAUCCCCAUUGGAUUCUGGUGGGCUGUGGUAACCAUGACUACACUUGGCUAUGGCGAUAUGUAUCCAGAGACAUGGUCAGGCAUGGUGGUGGGUGCAUUAUGUGCUUUAGCAGGUGUACUGACAAUAGCAAUGCCAGUGCCCGUUAUUGUCAAUAACUUUGGGAUGUACUACUCUCUGGCCAUGGCUAAGCAGAAGCUGCCCAAGAAGAGAAAGAAACACAUCCCUCAAGCUGUGCAGGGGAGUUCACCGACCUACUGCAAAGCUGACCUCAGCGCCACCUGUAACAACACCCAAGGUGACCUGUGCCAUGUUAAAGGAAGCAGGGUACUAGAACGCAACCGUUCAGUUCUGUCAGCAGAUUGUAGUGGGGGCAGUGACCUUAGCUUGUCCACAGAGGAGAGGGUCCCCAUGCGACGGUCCAGCACCAGGGAACAGGACCGCCACAGUGGGGGGACAUGUUUCCUCCUUGCUGCUAGUGACUACAGCUGCCCUGCAGAUGGAGGGAUGAGAAAAACAGACAACUACAAAGAGGUGGUUUAUACGGGUUUCACACAAGCAGACAGCAGCGUUCUAUCUUAACGGCUGCGGGGGGAGGAACGACCAUGGCAGAAAGACCGUGAUCAGUACUGACGACCUGUUGCAGUGGAGGAGCCCCUUUUGGAGACCGCUCCGACUGGCCAGCAUGGAAGAGGGCGCUCUAAAGCUACAGACCAAGAACCACUCGGAUCAAGGCUCAGCCAGCAGGCCAGGAACAAGAACUCUUGAAAGACUUUAAUAGGCCGUGACAUUUUUCUGAGUUAACCCCUUUUUUCGAGGGGUCCGAGUUCCUUUUUUGGAACUGGUGGGAGGAAAUAACUAGACUAUCUACAUGAUAGACAAUGCUCCUGUGAAUAAAUAAAAUAAACGGCGGCACAAGUGGCUUCGCUCACACAACAAGGUGGCGGCUAAGUUGCACCUUGACAUUUAACAUCAGUCAUUUUUCUUGCUGUGGUCCCCCCUUCCUCUCAAUAAGUGUAUUAAGGUGUAUCAGUCGAGGCACUUUGUGAAGUGUAUUUAUAUAGGAACCUCUAAGGUGUACACAGUGUAGAGAGACAAACGUGUUCAGAUGAAUAAAUCUGACACCACAAUCAUCUCUGCUUUUGUUCUGAUUGGUAGGUUAAUCGCUCUGCUGUGCAUUAAUAUGUGUUGAGAUCUAUAGUUUGAAAAGACCAGGCGAGGGAAGAUCAGUGAGAGGACAUGAUGCUGAAUCUUCCAGUUAGUUUUAGCACAAAGCCAAUGACAAAUCUCCCCUGUGGUGCAGCAGCUAUUGUAGAAGUCCUCUUUCUUUUUUGUUGUUUUGUUCGUUGAACAUGCAAGUACCCUGCAUUAGUGCUGCAGAUCUAUUAGCAAACCAAAUUAUUCUUACUGGAAUAAUCCUCAUAAUUUUGGUGGCUACAAAAGUACAAAUAAAAAACACAACUGCAUGACUUGAUUCUUCCAAACCUUUUCCCCAUGUGGGAAUGGAGCAAAAGUGUAGCAGAAAUGUAUCAAGUUAUACAGCAGGACUUCUAGAAUGGCUACUACCUGCACAGUAGCACUCUUGUGAACCCAAACAAUCAGAUCUAAUUUGCAAUAAGCACCCAAAACUAAAUGCACCGAUUCACACUGUGAUUUCAGUAGCCCGUUAUAGAGAAGGUUGAAAGAAAAGCAAAGCUGGGCAAAACUGACAAUUGGCACAACUUGUGUGGCACGUUGGUAGCGACCUGCACAGUUCCAGGCUAGCUGUUCCAGUAUCAUCUUGUGUCGUAGUAAACACGCUGCUUUACUCUUUGAUCCGUCAAAGGGGAACUGUUCUUGUAUAUUUCUGAACUGAUGUUGUAACUUGAAAACAAACAAAAAAAAGUUUAUUUUUUUUUAUCCAAAACGUGUAUUUUUGUGUCUUACUGUAAGAGUCAUGAUAGUCCAAUGCUGUGCUUCUCCAUCUUGUCCUGAAACAGUCAAAGCUUUUGAUCCAAGAUCACGUUUUUCUAUGUUUUACAGUGGGGGAAAUUCUAGUUUUACGUGUGUAUUUGUGCAGCCUUAAAGUGCAUGCUGACAUC
Nematolebias whitei (Rio pearlfish) is the source of this 3486-nucleotide messenger RNA. It is a transcript of the gene kcnc2, whose product is annotated as potassium voltage-gated channel, Shaw-related subfamily, member 2. Gene Ontology annotation, cellular component: voltage-gated potassium channel complex; dendrite membrane; neuronal cell body membrane. The record is from RefSeq and is a predicted model, not a curated record. Gene Ontology annotation, biological process: protein homooligomerization; potassium ion transmembrane transport. NCBI's taxonomy places the organism in Eukaryota, Metazoa, Chordata, Actinopteri, Cyprinodontiformes, Rivulidae. Bases 266 to 1987 code for a protein of 573 amino acids. Gene Ontology annotation, molecular function: delayed rectifier potassium channel activity; protein binding. The transcript has 5 exons.